This is a messenger RNA of Prunus dulcis (almond), 408 nucleotides long. RefSeq names its product anthocyanidin reductase ((2S)-flavan-3-ol-forming)-like. The record is from RefSeq and is a predicted model, not a curated record. The transcript is spliced from 2 exons. NCBI's taxonomy places the organism in Eukaryota, Viridiplantae, Streptophyta, Magnoliopsida, Rosales, Rosaceae. The coding region runs from base 1 to 408 and encodes 135 amino acids.
AUGGGGUUGCUCAUUUCACAAAUCGCAAGUGAUGAAAGGAGGUACCAAAUGCUGAGAUUUUUGGAGGACUUGUUGGGUAAAGUUCCAAUUGUGCACAUUGAAGAUGUUUGUGAGGCACACAUACUAUGCAUAGGGAAGCCCUGCAUCAGUGGCAGAUUUCUAUGUACCAGUGCAUAUUUGUCAUCUGCAAAAAUAGCAUCUCACUGGAAAAAAUAUCACCCAGAUAUCAUAAUAGCUGAAGAGUUUGUGGAAGAUUUAGGGAGAGAAAUUGUUUGGGGUUCCACAAAGCUAGAGAAAAUCGGAUUCGAGUACAAAUUUGAUGCCAAGGUGAUAUUGGAUGAGACUCUAAAGUGGGCACAAAAGAUGGGCGAGUUUGGUUCCAGCCAAGAAAUUAUUGUAUCCAAGUAA